AAUUUCUUCUCUUUUCUUCUCGUUUUCACCCGUCCUUGACUUCACUGUCUAACCAGAGGAGUAAUUAACUAAUUAUUCUUUUACUUUUUUUUUUUCAAUUUGUUAUCCAGAAAAAGCAAAACUAAGCAAAGAAUAAAAAAAUAAAGAAGAAAUUUUUGUUGUGGUGAAGGAGAGGAGGUUGGUGGUGGGGGUGGUGUUGAAUCUGAAAAUAAUGGAGGCGGUGGCGGAAGGGCUGUGGGGUUUGGCGGAGUUUCACGAGAGAAGGGGCGAGAUAGGGAAAGCGGUGAAGUGCCUUGAAGCCAUAUGUCAGAGCCAGGUUUCAUUCUUUCCGAUCGUUGAAGUCAAGACGCGCCUCCGCAUCGCCACUUUGCUCCUCCACCAUUCUCACAACAUCUCUCACGCCAAGUCCCAUCUUGAACGCUCUCAAUUGCUUUUAAAGUCAAUACCAUCAUGCUUUGAAUUGAAGUGCAGAGCAUAUAGCUUACUUAGCCAAUGCUACCAUCUUGUUGGAUCUAUUCCAUCUCAGAAACAGAUAUUGCAGAAAGGCCUAGAGCUUACGGCAUCGGCUGGACAUGAGAUGUCAAUGAAGUUGUGGUCCUGCAACUUCAAUUCGCAGCUUGCGAAUGCUUUGUCAAUUGAGGGUGACUACCGGGGUUCAAUAUCUUCCUUAGAAUGUGGAUAUACCACUGCUACUGAAAUAUGCAACCCAGAGUUGCAGAUGUUUUUUGCUACCUCAAUAUUACAUGUCCACCUCAUGCAAUGGGAUGAUGAUAAUUUGGUUGAGCAAGCUGUUAAAAGAUGCAGUGAGAUUUGGGAGUCAAUUGAGCCUGAUAGAAGACAACAAUGCCCUGGCUUACUCUUUUAUAAUGAAUUACUGCACAUAUUCUAUCGACUGCGGCUCUGUGAUUACAAGAAUGCUGCACCUCAUGUAGACAAUCUGGAUGCUGCCAUGAAGGCUGACAUGCAGCAAACACAACAAAUGCAAGAGCUAAUGAAGGAGCUCAAUGCUUUAGAUCAAAGCCUUUCUCGGUCUGACCUUCACUACAGGGAUAGAGCAGCAUUAUCUAAAAAGCAAUCAACGAUUCAGGAGCAGCUAAAAAAAAUGAAUGGAUUGAGCUCGACUGGGUGUGAAACUCUGGAACCUGUAUAUUUUGGUAAUGUCAGAAGGACACUAGGAGAUAAGCUUCCACUGGCACCUCCUCCAAUUGAUGGUGAAUGGCUUCCUAAAAGUGCUGUCUAUGCAUUGGUUGAUCUAAUAGUUGUUAUAUUUGGGCGACCGAAAGGGCUUUUUAAGGAGUGUACAAAGCGCUUUGAGUCUGGAAUGCAAAUCAUUCAAGAUGAGUUAUUGAAGCUUGGAAUCACUGAUGGUGUCACAGAAGUGGAAUUGAAACACUCUUCUAUCUGGAUGGCUGGUGUGUACUUAAUGCUACUAAUUCAGUUUCUUGAAAACAAGGUGGCCGUAGAGCUCACUCGGGCAGAAUUUGUAGAAGCCCAAGAGGCUUUGAUACAGAUGAAAAAUUGGUUCACACGGUUUCCAACUAUAUUACAGGCAUGUGAGAGCAUCAUUGAGAUGCUUAGAGGCCAAUAUGCUCAUUCUGUUGGCUGUUAUAAUGAAGCUGCUUUUCACUUUGUUGAAGCAGUAAAGCUUACAGAGAGCAAAUCAAUGCAAGCUAUGUGUCAAGUUUAUGCAGCUGUCUCGUAUAUCUGCAUUGGUGAUGCUGAAUCUUCUUCACAGGCUCUCGAUUUGAUUACUCCAGUUUAUGGUGUUAUGGAUUCCUUUGUAGGAGUCAGAGAGAAAACUGGUGUUCUUUUUGCUUAUGGUCUUUUAUUGAUGAAGCGACAGGAUCUUCAAGAAGCAAGAAAUCGCCUGGCAAGGGGAUUGCAGCUGACACAUACUUAUUUGGGUAACCUUCAACUUGUUUCCCAAUAUUUGACGAUCCUUGGCAGUUUGGCUCUUGCAUUGCAUGAUACUGUACAAGCCAGGGAGAUAUUGAGAUCAUCAUUGACCUUGGCAAAGAAGCUUUCUGAUACUCCAACUCAGAUAUGGGUACUAUCUAUUUUGACAGCUUUAUAUAAAGAAUUAGGGGAAAGAGGGAAUGAAAUGGAGAAUGCUGAGUAUCAGACAAAAAAGAUAGAAGAAUUGCAAAAGAGGCUUGCCGAUGCACAUGCGUCCAUUCUUCAUCUCGAAAUAAUUGCCAAAGUAAGGUUCGAGGUUCGCCAAUUACAUGAGAUGGACAUGAAGCGUGCAAUGGCAGGGCCAGCUAUGGGAGUCAAUCUUGAUAUUCCAGAAUCUAUUGGUUUGUCAGCACCUUUACCUGCUACAUCAUCAACGAGGCUAGUUGAUAUAGACAGGGGAAGACGUGGAAAGUGGAGAAUUUAGUGUACUUGUGGAUAGAUUGCAGUCAAUUGCAGCUUCACAUAUUUUGAUAGAUAGGAUGUAAUAUGGCAUACCACUUACCAGGAAGGCUUUCAAUCAUGUGCAUUACUCUUAAAGAGGCUGUACAGUUAACUAGGAUGAUUAUUAUUAAGAUGUACAAUAGAAUGUGUAGUAACCCUGACCUAAGAUAGGGGAUUUUCUGUAAUUAUAUCAAGAGAAUGUGGAGUAAGGUUUCAUAAGGUAACCUGAUUAGGAGUUAUUGUGCUUGACUCAGCUGUUCAUAGUAUUUAUUCUUUUAAAUUCAUUCAAGUCAAUGUGUGUUCUUGAGA
Arachis stenosperma is the source of this 2706-nucleotide messenger RNA. Its product is annotated as sister chromatid cohesion protein SCC4. Bases 212 to 2380 code for a protein of 722 amino acids. Gene Ontology annotation, cellular component: chromatin; SMC loading complex. Gene Ontology annotation, molecular function: protein binding; double-stranded DNA binding. NCBI's taxonomy places the organism in Eukaryota, Viridiplantae, Streptophyta, Magnoliopsida, Fabales, Fabaceae. Gene Ontology annotation, biological process: mitotic sister chromatid cohesion; maintenance of mitotic sister chromatid cohesion. The transcript has 13 exons. The record is from RefSeq and is a predicted model, not a curated record.